UCCAGUCUCUCAUUAUUAAGGCACCAGCCUCAGCCUCAGAAACAAAAAGUCUUUGUACAAAGAAGACCUUUGCCUUUGGGCUUUGGUCAUUCAUUCAUCAUCAAGUAUUUCAAUCUUUCAGAUAAAAAUACAAAAGAACCAGGAGAGACCAUAAUCCUUCAUCUUCCAGGGAGAGAGGGAGAGGGAGAGAGAGAGAGAAGAUCAUGGGGAGGGCUCCUUGUUGUGAUAAGGCAAACGUGAAGAAAGGACCUUGGUCUCCUGAAGAAGAUUUGAAGCUUAAAGCCUACAUAGAAAAGAAUGGUACUGGAGGCAAUUGGAUUUCUUUUCCUCAAAGAGCUGGCCUGAAGAGAUGUGGGAAGAGCUGCAGAUUAAGAUGGUUAAACUAUCUGAGACCCAAUAUUAAACAUGGAAAGUUCUCUGAUGAGGAAGAUAGGAUAAUCUGCACCUUAUUUGCUACCAUUGGAAGCAGAUGGUCAAUAAUAGCAGCUCAACUACCUGGAAGGACUGACAAUGAUAUCAAGAACUACUGGAACACCAAGCUCAAGAAGAAACUCAUGAUCUCCAUGCUUCCUCCUCAUACUCCUUCAACCCAUCAAAAGAUCAAACCACCUACUAGUACUGAAUCUCAUUAUCAAACCUCGUCAUCACUUGCUCCAUUAUAUAAAGAUUUUACUUCUUUCAUGAAUCACACUUCUUCCCCAUCCAAUAUCUCAUCAGAUCUUUGGAAAUAUCCAUUUACAAACUCUUCUAGUUCUCCUUCUUCACUGUUUCAAUUUCAAGAUGGUGGAUCAAUGAUGAGUUCUCCAAUGAAUAGAUAUUGUUAUCCAAGCUGCAGGAAGGAGAAUAUGCUCCUAUUUGGAAGCAGUGAAGCAAGUUAUAAUGGAACCAAAGAUAUCAAACAAGAAGACUUGGCUACUUGGCAGUCACCACCAACUGGGUUUGAAGAGAACAACAUUAAUGGAUCAGGUCAAAAUGUGAACCAGCUGCAGUACUACUGGACAGACAAGGCAACAACUGGGUUUUAUGGAGAAAGUGCUAGCAUUCCAGUAUUGGAUUAUGAUGUUGAAGAUUUUAAGAAACAACUGACCAGCAGUUCUUGUACUAGUGACAUUAACAGCAAGAACAACAGCUUCAACUUAAUUGAAGAAAACAAGACAGCAGUAGAGAAGAAGACCAUGUACUAUAAUUAUUACUACUGACUGACUGAUCACUCACUCAGAAUGAAAGAUUUGAUGUAAAGGUGUUUGUUGAAGAUAUUCAGACCAGACAGAGUUUCAUGGGGGUUUGUGUUUUUCUCAUUUCUUCUCUUCUUCUACUCUGUGUUUGACAGUACUACAUGGUAAAACUAAAAACUUUCUUUCUGGGGGUUUGUGUUUAUGAAAACUAGACAAGAACAAACUUCCUCUUCAUUCAGUAACGACAAUAUGAUCUGAUGAAUGUCAUAGAUUUCACUAAACAAAUCUCUGUUGUUGUUGUU
This is a messenger RNA of Tripterygium wilfordii, 1477 nucleotides long. Its product is annotated as transcription factor RAX2-like. The coding region runs from base 204 to 1199 and encodes 331 amino acids. The record is from RefSeq and is a predicted model, not a curated record. The transcript is spliced from 3 exons. NCBI's taxonomy places the organism in Eukaryota, Viridiplantae, Streptophyta, Magnoliopsida, Celastrales, Celastraceae.